Messenger RNA from Penicillium riverlandense, 1650 nucleotides. Its product is annotated as Lactose permease. Gene Ontology annotation, cellular component: membrane. Gene Ontology annotation, molecular function: carbohydrate:proton symporter activity. The record is from RefSeq and is a predicted model, not a curated record. Bases 1 to 1650 code for a protein of 549 amino acids. Gene Ontology annotation, biological process: carbohydrate transport; transmembrane transport. The transcript is spliced from 7 exons. Lineage: Eukaryota; Fungi; Ascomycota; Eurotiomycetes; Eurotiales; Aspergillaceae.
AUGGAGAAUCCCGCAGAGCAUGUUGACAAUACAGAUGAGCAGAAGCUCGAAAUUGCGCAGAUAGAGGGCAUCACUUUUCAGGCUGCCCUGGAAAUCUCGAAGCCCAAUCCAUGGGCCAAGGGCUAUCUGCAUAUGUAUUCUGUUUGUGCGCUGAUUUUUCUAUGUUCGACCAUGAAUGGCUACGACGGCAGCCUGAUGGGCAGCAUCAAUGCCACACCAAAUUACACUCGAUACUAUAACCUGCCUGCGAAAGGAAAUGCAGGGACUGGGAUUGUCUUCUCUAUCUUUAAUGUUGGCCAAAUGGUUGGUGCACUGUUCAGCUGGGUUGCAGAUUGGCAGGGUCGUCGACUUCCUAUCUUUGUGGGAUGCCUCGGUGUAUGCGUUGGGACUGUUGUGACAAGCGUUGCUCCAACUAUACCAACCUUUGUCGGCGGUCGAUUCCUGCUAUCCUUUUUUUCGACCCUGGCGACGAUGAGCAGCCCGUUAUACUUGAUUGAGAUUGCAGCUCCUCAGUACCGUGGCACUAUUGCCGGUCUCUAUAACACACUUUACUACCUGGUAUAUAGCGUCUCUGUCCAAGAUGUCUGCAGAAAGGCUGAUGAUUACCAAGGGAUCUAUAAUCGCGACGGCUGCCGUAUAUGGAGCACAUCGAAACCUCGCCGAUCAUGGAAACAUGGAUUGGAGACUCCCAUUAUGGCUCCAAAUGUUAUGUCCAGCGUGAGGUCUGUCGCUUAUGAGACCAACAGGUUGAUUGGAAAGGGAAGAAUAGCGGAGGCCAGAGCAAUAGUGGCAAGGUUCCAUGCCAAUGGUGACUCUGACCAUCCACUUGUACAACUUGAAAUGAGUGAAAUGGCCAACUCUCUCAGUGAAGAAGGGAUGGUGGGCUGGAGAAACUUUUUCGACUUGCGCGUGCUUGUCAAGUCUAAAGCAAGACGAUACCGUCUCAUGCUCAACAUGACUUUUGCGUGGUUUUCCCAGUUUUCUGGAAACAACGUUGCCUCUUACUAUCUCCCAUACUUGCUGGAGAACGUCGGCAUCACCGAUACGAAUACGAAACUGCUCCUGAAUAUUGUAUAUGCCAUUACGGGAUGGAUACCGGCCAUUGCAGGGGCUCGAUUCCAUGACAUUAUUGGACGAAGAAAAAUGCUACUGGGCGCCACUGCUGGCAUGACUCUCGCCCUGGCGGUAGCUGCUGGAACUGCAGCAGGAUACGUUCAUACGGGCAGUAAAACGGACUCAAACGCGUCCAUUGCCUUCAUCUAUAUUUUCGGGUCGGUGUUUGCUUUUGCCUGGACUUCAAUGCAGCCCAUUUAUCCAGGUGAAGUCCUGUCGAAUGAUAUGCGAGCCAAAGGGAUGGGUGUGUGGCAAAUAACUAGUGGUUGUGCCUCAUUUGUUAACACCUUUGCUGCUCCAGUGGCUCUCAGCAAGAUCGGAUAUUGGUUUUACGUAUUCUUUGUUCUCUGGGAUGUCCUAGAGUUCUGUGUGAUCUAUCUUUUCUUCGUUGAAACUAAAGGUCGUACCCUUGAGGAGUUAGACGAGGUCUUCGAGGCGCCCAAUCCUCGAAAGGCCAGCACAGAUGCCAAAUUAGUCCUCAGAGGCCAAUCCACUUCCGGAAAUAGACAGAACGCAGUACAGCAGCCAACUGUCUAA